Messenger RNA from Camellia sinensis, 1956 nucleotides. RefSeq names its product Pentatricopeptide repeat (PPR-like) superfamily protein. Gene Ontology annotation, molecular function: protein binding; RNA binding. The record is from RefSeq and is a predicted model, not a curated record. Gene Ontology annotation, biological process: RNA modification. Gene Ontology annotation, cellular component: intracellular membrane-bounded organelle. Lineage: Eukaryota; Viridiplantae; Streptophyta; Magnoliopsida; Ericales; Theaceae.
UAAAGUGACAGCUGUGCAUACCCAAACAAUGCUGAAGGAUAGAACACCUUGACGCUUCAUUUCCCGCCAUUCUCAACUUCCAAACAAUCAAUGUUUAUGAUUCCAAACCACCCAAAACAACUUCUCACUGAAAAACUCUUAUCUCUCUUGAAACAAUGUGUUUUUUCCACCAAGACAUUGCAACAAAUCCACACCCAGAUGCUCAUAAACUCCAUUCACAAACCCAAUUUCCUACUCUCCAAAUCCAUCCAUCUCAAAGACUUCAACUAUGCCUCGCUUCUCUUCUCUCACAUACCUCUACCCAACGACUAUGCUUUCAAUAUCAUGAUUCGUGGCUUAACAACUACAUGGCAAAAAUUCGAUCUUGCCUUAAAAUUCUAUUACCAAAUGAAGUUUUCAGGCUUAAAACCUAAUAAUUUUACCUACCCAUUUUUGUUUGUUGCGUGUGCUAAUCUUUCGGCGUUAGAUCAUGGCAGGUUGGCUCAUUCAGUGCUUUUCAAGAAUGGGUUGAGUGUUGAUGGUCAUGUGAGUCACUCGUUGAUCACAAUGUACGCGAGGUGUGGCCAGUUGGGUUGUGCACGGAAAGUGUUUGAUGAAAUUUCGGAGAGAGAUGUGGUGUCGUGGAAUUCGAUGAUUUCAGGGUACUCAAAGAUGGGUUUUGCAGGGGAUGCGGUGGCGGUGUUUGGGAAGAUGAGGGAUGAAGGUUUUGAGCCGGAUGAGAUGACUGUAGUGAGUGUUCUUGGGGCGUGCGGUGACUUGGGGGAUUUGAAUUUGGGAAGGUGGGUUCAAGGGUUUGUUGUAAACAAUAAAAUGCAGCUGAACUCUUAUGUUGGGUCAGCUUUAAUUGAUAUGUAUACCAAAUGUGGUGAUUUGUUGUCAGCAAGGGGGGUCUUUGAUCGAAUGGUGAAAAAAGAUGUGGUCACCUGGAAUGCUAUGAUAACUGGGUAUGCGCAAAAUGGAUUGUCGGAUGAAGCUAUUUCAUUAUUUAACUCUAUGAGAGUUAAAGGGGUUAACCCGGAUAAAAUCACAUUGAUUGGAGUGUUGUCUGCUUGUGCUUCAAUCGGAGCCCUUGACUUUGGAAAGUCGGUUGAUGCAUAUGCUUUGGAAAGAGGCUUACAACAUGAUAUCUAUGUUGCUACUGCCUUAAUUGACAUGUAUGCGAAGUGUGGGAGCAUGGAAAAUGCUCUUAGAGUUUUUGAAAGAAUGCCCAUGAAAAAUGAAGUCUCUUGGAAUGCCACAAUCUCUGCACUCGCUUUUAAUGGACGAGCCCAAGAGGCGUUAUUGCUAUUUAAGUCUAUGUCAGAGGAGGGUGAGGCUGCCCGUCCAAAUGAUAUCACAUUUGUUGCAGUACUCUCUGCAUGUGUGCAUGCUGGAUUGGUUGAUGAGGGUCAGCGGUUAUUUAACUUGAUGAGCUCAUCUUUUGGAUUGGUCCCGAAAAUUGAGCAUUACUCUUGCAUGGUUGAUCUUUUGGCACGUGCAGGACAGUUGUACAAAGCAUGGGACUUCAUUGAGAAGAUGCCUGAAAACCCCGAUGAAGUCAUGUUAGGUGCAUUGCUUGGUGCCUGUCAGAAACUCAGAAACUUUGAUGUUAGUGAGAAGGUUAUGAAGCUUCUUCUUGAAAUGGAGCCUUCAAAUUCUGGAAACUAUGUUAUCUCAUCACAGAUAUACGCAGAUUUGAAAAGGUGGGAUGAUUCGGCGAGGAUGAGAGUGAUGAUGAGACAGAAAGGUGUCACCAAAACUCCUGGUUGUAGUUGGAUUGAGAUGGAUGCUCAAGUUCAUGAAUUUCAUGCUGGGGACUCUGUUCACCUAUAUUCCGAAGAGAUUUACAAGGUAAUGGAGUUGCUAUAUGAUGAGAUGAAAGUGAAAGUUUGUAACCCAAACGUUGAUCUGCUAUAGGGAAGGAAGGAUUGAGAAACUCGCUAUGAGAGUCAAGUUCAUCAACUACCAAAAAAAAAA